GUACCAAGAAAAUUUAGCUACCGGAUCGAUAAUUUAAAAUUUGCAAAGAACUACACCAUUCGGUUGUACAGUAUAGAUGAUGCCCUCCAACACACAAGCGAUGAAAAAAUAGUGUACGCUUUAACACCCAACUGUUUGGAAGCCACGGGGUACAACCAUUCAGUAUGUGCUCCGGAGAAACCAAAAAAUCUAACAUUGGAAGUUCUCACACCUGCUCACAUGGAUUUGAAUGUUAAGUUUGUCAACGUGUCAUUAUUGUGGGAACCACCGGACCACACGCACAACGGAAAUGACGUACUGCGUUACAUCUUAGUCUACCGGAAGGAGCCUCCGUUUGAUGUAGCAAAACAUCUCGAACCGCAUAAAGGAGAAGUCUUUUUAAAUGCUUCUGCAACCUCGGUAACACUGUAUAAUCUUCACAAUCAUAACCUCUACAGCUUUGAAUUAUCUGCUGUAACAACAGGAGGAAAGGGAGAUAGUGAAUUUAUCAAAGUGUACAUAGGUUUUAAACUGAAUCGGAAGAAGGAUUGUAGGAAAUACGCUAACGUGCAUCAAUGUUUAUACACCCCGGACGAUGCAUAUACCGAGGAACCAAGUAGUACUGAGCAGUCUGAUAAAGAAUCAGAACCUAGUCUAACUAUCACAGAGAUAUUGUCUGUAGUGUUAGUACCUUUGGUCCUCUUCAUCAUCUUAGUAGUAGUAAUAGGGUUUAUUAUUGCAAAACGGAGGAGGAGAUACAAGAGGUAUCCAUCGCAGAGACGAUUUGGACCAGUUGAGGAAAUGAAUCCUAUAUAUGAUGGAAUGGCUUUGAAUAUAAACAGUGAAAAGAAAGCCCAGUUUGCAAUGGAUGGGUAUGAGAUUGAUUAUUCCUGUCUAGAUUUCAUCUCUGUUAUCGGUGAGGGAGCUUUUGGAAAAGUUGUCAAAGCAGAGUAUUAUCCUAAUCCUGAAGAUAGAAGAAACCAACAGGGCACUAUCGUAGCUGUCAAAAUGCUGAGAGACUUUUAUACCGGUGAUGAGUCCAGGAACUUCCUGUUAGAGAUACAAGCUAUGAAGAAUUUGGGCCACAACCCUUACAUAGUUAGCAUCAUUGGUUGCUGUUUGACUGGACCUAAAUUAUGUCUCAUCAUGGACUAUUGUGCCUUAGGGGACUUAAGAAAUUAUCUCAGGAAAUAUAGAGAGAAACUGAUGUACUCUAUAUCUACGCCAUAUGGACUAAUGACAAAGCCAACAAACUGUUAUAUGCAAGAUCAGGUGUACCGACCUGAAAAACAGACUAGCGAUGGAAGUGGAAGUUCUGAUUUGAGUGAAACUGCUGAAAUCUCUGAAGCACAGUUAAUAUCAUAUGCCAGACAAAUAACUAUGGGAAUGGUCUAUCAACCAACUUCAGCAAGAAAACUACCUUACAAAUGGAUGGCGAUCGAAUCGUUAUUUAGUCAAAGAUUCACCGUGAAGAGCGAUGCGUGGUCGUUCGGAAUUGUGUUGUGGGAAAUUGUUACAUUAGGAGGAUCCCCGUAUCCAAGCAUUCCAUUAAAAGACUUGUAUGGUUUACUUAAUGACGGUUACAGAAUGGAGAAACCGGAAAACUGCAGCACAAAAUU
Messenger RNA from Ruditapes philippinarum (Manila clam), 1598 nucleotides. RefSeq names its product fibroblast growth factor receptor 3-like. Gene Ontology annotation, biological process: cell surface receptor protein tyrosine kinase signaling pathway; positive regulation of kinase activity; protein phosphorylation. Lineage: Eukaryota; Metazoa; Mollusca; Bivalvia; Venerida; Veneridae. The annotation marks the transcript as partial. Gene Ontology annotation, molecular function: protein binding; transmembrane receptor protein tyrosine kinase activity; ATP binding. The record is from RefSeq and is a predicted model, not a curated record. Gene Ontology annotation, cellular component: signaling receptor complex. The transcript is spliced from 12 exons.